This is a messenger RNA of Medicago truncatula (barrel medic), 1578 nucleotides long. RefSeq names its product F-box/kelch-repeat protein At3g06240. The transcript is spliced from 2 exons. Bases 220 to 1449 code for a protein of 409 amino acids. The record is from RefSeq and is a predicted model, not a curated record. NCBI's taxonomy places the organism in Eukaryota, Viridiplantae, Streptophyta, Magnoliopsida, Fabales, Fabaceae. Gene Ontology annotation, molecular function: protein binding.
GUUAAAAGUAAUCAAAUCUUAGAAAGAUAUAAUUCAAAUUAUAAUAGAAGAUUUUGAUCAAAAUUAAAUACCGAAAGUCUAUCCCAUCCCAUGAUUAUAUUAUAGGGAGGAAUGAAAGGUGCGGUUGCAGGUUUUGGAUUAUUGAGGUUGCAGCUUUCGUGGGGUUUUGCUUCAGUGCACCUCUGAAAAUAUCAUUAGUGGUUACCAUUGCAAGUCAAUAUGGAGAAAUCUAUGGCUGUCAAAGUCAGCGACAAUAUACAUGACGAUAUUGCGUUUGCCAUUCUGUCAAAACUCCCUCUCAAAUCGUUGAGAAGAUUUGAAUGCUUACGUAAAUCAUGGUCUCUUUUAUUUGACAAUCCUCAUUUCAUAACCGUGUAUCGCAAAAAUUUCUUAUCUAAAUGUCCCUCUUAUGACGACGAGGCAUCUUUCCUCAUAUAUAUCCAUGGUGGCAAGCGGCUGUAUUCUCUUUUUGGCGAGAGGUUUGAGAAUAUGGUCAGGUUAGACCGGCCAAAUAUAGUUUCACGUCAAUACACAAAUUUAACAUUUUUGGAUUUCAGUAGUGUUAAUGGCGUACUUUGUUUCACAGAAGGCACAGGAAACAAAGUUGUAUUGUGGAAUCCAACUACCAAGGAAUUCAAUGCCAUUCCUCCAAGCCCUUUUGAGUCGUUUUCCCCGCCUGCUGAGCUUAAUUUUAAGGCUGCAAUUGAGUUUCGUGCUAAUCCUAUUCUACAUGGAUUUGGUUACGACUGUGUUAGAGAUGACUAUAAGUUGAUUCGUCAUACAUGUAUUGAUUAUUGCUUUCCAGACAGUAGUGAUCUCCUUAUUGGCAUGCCAUCUGAUAGAGAUUUAUCGUUGUUGCAAGAUAAAUCUUUAAACCCAUUUUGGGAGAUUUAUAGCCUAAGAAGCAACUCUUGGAAUAAACUUGAUGCUGAUAUGCCUCGUUGCCGUCAGUAUUGUAAUGGUUUUGUGACUAAUGGAGUGAAUACUGAUGGAGUGUGUCAUUGGUUGCAUUUAGAUAGUGAAAAUAAUUAUGUUGGAGCAUGUUUGAUAUCAUUUAACUUGAGGAAUAUGGUGUUCACUAACACACUCAUUCCCUCAUUCAUUGGAGCGAACUGGGCAAAAUUGAUGGUGUUAAAUGGAUCGAUUGCUUUGAUCACAUAUCACGAGAAGAUAACUACUUUUAACAUAUCAGUUUUGGGUGAACUAGGUGUCAAGGAAUCAUGGAUCAAACUUUUCAUUGUUGGACCACUGCCUUGCGUUCAUAUUCCUAUUGGAGUGGGAAAGAAGGGAGAAAUAUUCUUAAGAAAAAAAGACGAUGAACUAGCUUGGAUUGAUUUAAAUACCAACACAAUUGAGGAGCUUGGUUUCAAAGGAAAUCGAUAUAAUUGGAGAGGUCAGAUUGUAACUUAUACCAAGAGUCUUCUUCCGAUCGAAAGAAUAAGCUAUUAAUUUUUAUUUUUCUUCUUGUUUUCAAUUAAGAAAGAGAUGUAUGGUUGUUACUUUCGAGAUUUUACCUUGUACACAAAUUGGCUUGUGAAUUACACAUGCCACAAUUGCUAUAUGUUUGGUUGUGUUAAA